This is a messenger RNA of Metarhizium robertsii ARSEF 23, 2142 nucleotides long. RefSeq names its product ARF-like GTPase ARLP2. NCBI's taxonomy places the organism in Eukaryota, Fungi, Ascomycota, Sordariomycetes, Hypocreales, Clavicipitaceae. The transcript is spliced from 3 exons. The record is from RefSeq and is a predicted model, not a curated record. Gene Ontology annotation, molecular function: GTPase activity; GTP binding. Gene Ontology annotation, cellular component: cytoplasm. Bases 1 to 2142 code for a protein of 713 amino acids. Gene Ontology annotation, biological process: intracellular protein transport; vesicle-mediated transport.
AUGGGCUUCGACGCUGCCGGCAAGACUACGCUACUUUACCAGCUGAAGCUACCUAAUGAGAAGAUCACGACGAUCCCUACCAUUGGAUUCAAUGUCGAAACAGUGGAGAGCACAAAGGGCCACAAGUUUACGUUGUGGGAUGUUGGAGGCAUGUAUCGCUAUGACCCAAGAGACCUUGCGUCAACAUUUCGUUGUGACAAAAUGCGUCCUCUGUAUCGGCACUACUUCCAAAAUACGGACGUCUUCUUCUUCAUCGUAGACUGCGCAGACACCUGCAGAUUUGACGAGGUCGUCCCCGAGAUACAAAGUCUUCUUAAUGAAUUGGACAACGAACAUGGUAAAAAGAACUUGUGGGUUGUCCUCAACAAGCAGGAUCUUUUGCCACCAAAUGAACGCGAUGAAGCUCUCAAACAGAUCAGAACAAAACUGGAAAAGGGGCUAUCCAGGAGUGUAGAGUCAGAAAGGGUACGCAUCCUUGGUCCACCGGGUUUCAAUGCUUUUGAACAUGGCCAUGCCGCUGCCUUGCUUGAUCAAGUAGCGGACGCUAUACAAGGGGACAAGUCUCCAAAACCAUUGGAAAAUGACGACAAGCCACUGAGCAGCCAUGUGGGUGAGACGGAUUUGAAAGAGCGCAUCAAUGAAAAUGCCAAGAGGAACACAUCAUCCGCUGAUGACUUCUGGCAAGGCUUCCUUGCUGCUGAUUUACCCGUUUGGGACCACUACAAUCAUUUGCGAGCUGGGUAUUUUGUGCUUCUGGAGGGCAUGGCUUGCGGAAACACUGUGAUGAAAUGCGCAGACAUGUUCAUGGACCAUGUAGACAUGUUGAGAUCCAAGAGACCCGAGAGAUUCCGCAACACCACCCACCGGACAAUGACGAUAUUCUGGCUCUUCCAACUUCAAGUAGCUACCAUCAGAUACGCACACCUCAAGCACUUGCGUGGCCUCACAUGUCGCGACGAUUUCCCCCAAAUCCUACUUCAUACGCCGCAGCUUAUAGAUGCCAGCUUGUGGAAAGUACACUACUCCAAAGACUUGAUGUUUACGCCCAACGCUCGAGCGAACUGGGUGUUGCCGGACAAGUCACCACUCCCAUCCAUCGCACAGCCCGUCCAACAUGAAUCGUCGCCGGGCGAUAUCCCACACGCGGAUAGCGACCAUUUAAUUCGCUUUGCCCUGACAGUCAUUCAGAGCACAUCGGGAACAAGACUCCGUCGAGGUGCUGUCAUCAAGCAUGCUCUGAGUGCUUUGCAGACAUCCAUCAUGCAAAAGAGGGCUUCCAUGUCAAACAUUGGCCCGUAUUCCGAGACCCAGGCUUACUUCUGGAUCCAGUACGUUCAUGCAGCGCUUGCCUCUCUUCAAUCGUCGCCGGGGGAUGGAUUAAACCGCACUGCAGGAUGGCACGGGUCCAUGACAAGUCUUACCCUGACGGCGUUCAAGUCCCUUUUCGACAUUUCUGGUGACGAGUGGAAAAGGUAUUAUUCCCCGACUCUAUGGGAUAGUAUGCAGGCCCGCAUUGCCUUUGUCAACCCGGAUCAAGCGCCGCUACCUGGGCUCAUCUCCAUCCCGCCACAGGCGAGCAACAGCCGUGCGAAACUGCACAUGGCGUCCAAGGCCGGGCUGGGUGUUGCCACAACACCGCGCAUGCCUCCCUUAGAGAGUCUUGCGGUGAUGGUAGCUGCCGUGUGUGAUGCGGCCGCCUUGUCUGAUACAGACGCGGUAGAUGGCGUGGUCAGGAGUCACCCGGAGCUCAUUGUGUUUCUUUACGAUACCUUGGUGGCCAACCUCGGCGCCCGGGCUGGACCGGAUGACAGGCCAACGGCCACUUCGAAAAGACGAAGCGGUCUUGCCGAAGCCGUCAACAAAGCGCUGGGAGUUUCGGGGCCAUCGGCAGAGGGGCUUACCUGCAAGAUGUUUUGGAUUCAGCAGGUUCUGGCUGCUGUCGAGCAAACUGCGGAACAGUCGUCGUUUGACAGUUUUAUGAACUCCAAUCCUCACUUAGCCUAUGAAGGCCUGCCUCUGAUGUACUACUCCGAGAUGAUUCUGAACAGCAGCGAGGCCAAGGAGGUGUUUUUACCUCCGGAUCGGCGACCCUUUCCCAGUGUCAUAUCGGGGGAAGGGGAGAUGUUACGUCUUGGAUCCUGA